Musca vetustissima is the source of this 565-nucleotide messenger RNA. RefSeq names its product cuticle protein 16.5-like. The record is from RefSeq and is a predicted model, not a curated record. NCBI's taxonomy places the organism in Eukaryota, Metazoa, Arthropoda, Insecta, Diptera, Muscidae. The transcript is spliced from 2 exons. The coding region runs from base 1 to 564 and encodes 187 amino acids.
AUGGCUAAAUUUAUGAUUGUCUUGUGCGCCUUGGUUGCCUGUGCUGCUGCCAAACCCGGUGUAGUUGCUCCUUUGGCUUACACAGCUCCCGUUGCUGCUGCAUACAGCACUCCUUAUGCUGCCGCCUAUGCCGCUCCUUACGCUGCCGCCUAUGCCACUCCAUACGCUGCCGCUUACACCGCUGCCUAUACUGCUCCUUUGGCUUACACAGCUCCAGCUGCCGUCGCCGCUCCUUUGGCUUAUGCUAAUGCUAAUAUCAAACAAAACUACAAUGCCGCUGUUGUCCCAGCCACUUAUGCUGCUGCCGUAGCCCCAGUUGCUGCUCCCGUUGCUCCUCUUAAAUACACCGCUGCUCCAGUAGCCUACACUGCCCCAGCUGCCGUCGCUGCUCCUUUGGCUUAUGCUAAUGCUCCUUUGGAUGCCGCCUAUGCCAGCAGCCGUGUUGAUAUCAAGCAAAACUACAAUGCCGCAGUUGUCCCAGCCACAUAUGCUGCCGCUCCUGUAGCUGCUGCCGUAGCCCCAGUGGCUCCUCUUAAAUACACUGCUGCUCCAGUUUUGUUGUAAA